AUUUUAUCAAAAAUUGGCAAAUUAAUUUACAAUAUACAUCCUGUUCAUCAUCAUCGACUAAACUGGUCGUCUAUCCAUCCUCGCCAAGUCGCCACGUCCAAUUGCUGACCAAUUUCCUGUUCUCAUUGCCACUUCCAUCCACCCCAUCUCUCUCUCUCUCUCUCUAUAACCGUCUCUUUCUCUCUCUCUCUCUCUCUCUAUCUAGAAUUACCAUUUCCAUUUCCAAAUCUCAAAUCACCACCAUAUCAACGCUCCAAUCUCCCCUUCAUUUCGUGUUUUGCUCGUUUCGUUGCAAACAUGAUGAUGGCUGAGGAUCUCGGUGUCGAAGCCAAAGAAGCAUCUUUUCGUGAGGUCGCCAAGCUCUUACCUCUUCCGGAGCUUCUUCAGUCAAUUUCAUCCAUCAAAGCUGAUUACAUUUCUCGCCAACAGGCCAAUGACGCACAACUUAGUACAAUGGUUGCAGAGCAGGUUGAGCAGUCACAGGCAGGAUUGAAAUCACUCUCCUUUUCUGAGAAGACAGUAAACCAGCUUCGGGAAAACUUUCUCUCCAUUGAGAAUUUAUGUCAGGAAUGCCAAACAUUAAUUGACAAUCAUGACCAGAUAAAGAUACUUAGCAAUGCAAGAAAUAACUUAAACACAACCUUGAAGGAUGUUGAAGGUAUGAUGUCCAUCUCUGUUGAGGCAGCGGAGGCUCGGGAUUCUUUAACUGAUGACAAAGAAAUUGUCAAUACUUAUGAGAGGUUAACAGCUCUAGAUGGAAAGCGAAGAUUUGCAUUAGCAGCAGCAGCAUCUCACAAGGAAGAGGUUGGAAGAUUGAGAGAAUAUUUUGAAGAUGUAGAUCGAACCUGGGAGAACUUUGAGAAGACACUAUGGGGACAUGUUGCCAAUUUCUAUAAACUUUCUAAAGAAAGCCCACAGACUUUGGUUCGUGCUUUACGGGUUGUUGAAAUGCAAGAAAUUCAUGAUCAACAGGUUGCAGAGGAAGUAGCCGAGGCUGAAGGGGAUGGUGCAUUAGCAUCAGCCACAAAUCCUCAUAGAAGUGCCACAAAAGCUACAAGCACAAUGCCUUCAUCGAAAAAUUUAACACAACAAAAAUUGAAAGUUCAGGGGAAAGGCUAUAAGGAUAAGUGCUACGAGCAAAUUGGGAAGACUGUUGAAGGACGCUUCGACAAGCUUCUAAAUGAGCUUUGUGUUGAGGACCUGAAAGCAGCUUUAGAGGAAGCUCGAGUGAUUGGGGAGGAACUCGGAGAUAUCUAUGACUAUGUUGCCCCCUGCUUUCCUCCAAGAUAUGAAAUUUUCCAAUUAAUGGUAAAUCUAUACACUGAGAGGUUUAUUCAGAUGCUAAGGUUGCUUAGUGACAGGGCAAAUGAAUUAACAAAUAUUGAGAUAUUAAAGGUAACUGGUUGGGUGGUUGAAUACCAAGAUAACCUGAUUGGCCUCGGUGUUGACGAGUCUCUGGCCCAAGUGUGUUCCGAGAGUGGUGCUAUGGAUCCUCUUAUGAAUUCUUAUGUUGAGCGAAUGCAAGCUACAACAAGGAAAUGGUACUUGAAUAUUUUAGAAGCAGAUAAAACACAGCCCCCAAAGAAAACUGAAGAUGGGAAGCUAUACACCCCAGCUGCUGUUGAUCUAUUCAGGAUACUUGGAGAGCAGGUUCAAAUUGUGCGAGAUAACAGCACUGAUGUCAUGUUAUACCGAAUUUCCUUGGCAACUAUUCAGGUGAUGAUUGAUUUUCAAGCAGCUGAAAAGAAGAGACUUAAAGAACCAGCUUCUGAAAUUGGUCUGGAACCUUUAUGUGCUAUGAUAAACAAUAAUUUGCGCUGCUAUGAUCUUGCAAUGGAGCUAAGUAAUAGCACCAUAGAGGCCCUUCCACAGAACUAUGCAGAGCAGGUUAAUUUUGAAGAUACCUGUAAGGGGUUUCUCGAAGUUGCUAAGGAAGCUGUGCAUCAAACUGUAAGUGUAAUAUUUGAAGAUCCCGGUGUCCAGGAGUUAUUGGUCAAACUAUACCAUAAAGAAUGGAGUGAGGGGCAGGUUACUGAGUACUUGGUUGCAACAUUUGGCGAUUAUUUUACUGAUGUAAAAAUGUACAUUGAAGAAAGAUCUUUUAGGAGAUUUGUUGAAGCUUGCCUAGAGGAAACAGUGAUUGUUUACGUUGACCGUCUUUUAACACAGAAAAACUACAUCAAGGAAGAAACUAUUGAACGGAUGAGGCUAGAUGAGGAGGUCAUCAUGGACUUUUUUAGGGAACAUAUCAGUGUUUCUAAAGUUGAAAACAGAGUUAGUGUACUUAGCGACUUGAGGGACCUGGCUUCAGCAGAGAGCCUUGAUACUUUCACCCUCAUCUAUACAAAUAUACUUGAACAUCAACCUGAUUGCCCGCCUGAAGUUGUUGAGAAACUUGUUGGUCUACGAGAAGGAAUUCCUCGGAAGGAUGCCAAGGAGGUCAUACAAGAGUGCAAAGACAUAUAUGAAAAUACUCUUAUUGACGGAAGACCUCCAAAGACAGGUUUUGUUUUUCCCCGGGUGAAAUGCUUAACUGCUACCAAGGGUGGAAUUUGGCGUAAACUCACUUAAUAUCACGAUUCCUUCAUCGAGAAGGUUUAAUAAAUUGCUUAUAGUUUAUCGAACUAGCUUAUAAGUAUGUUUGAACAAAGAAGAGGUGUUUGACAUAAACUUGUUACAUUAACUUUAUAGCUUUCUGGAUGUUAUUUGAUGUGGCAUUUGAUCUUAUGGCCUUUUACAUUUUCUCUAUGUAUAUGUUUAUAAAAAAACAACUGAUCGCUCCCUACACA
Molecule: messenger RNA, 2789 nt
Organism: Trifolium pratense (red clover)
Lineage: Eukaryota; Viridiplantae; Streptophyta; Magnoliopsida; Fabales; Fabaceae
Product: exocyst complex component SEC6
Exons: 25
Coding region: 298-2571 (757 amino acids)
Biological process (GO): exocytosis; exocyst localization
Cellular component (GO): exocyst
Molecular function (GO): SNARE binding
Source: RefSeq, a predicted model, not a curated record